GUGGGCGAAGCUUCUCGAAAGCGAGUGGUAUCAAGCAUGAUCAUGAGGGUGUCAAGCCGUUCAGCUGCCGCAACGUUUGCGGCAACGCUCCUCUGCAUGGGAACAGGCGUCCACGGUGCUACAACCACGGCAACCAACACCGGAACCUCUUCUGUGUGCUUCGACGAGUCUGCCGUCGGUGAUGGAAACUGCGACAGAGACAUCAACUUUGCGGAGUGUGGAUACGACGGCGGCGAUUGCUGCGAGUGUACAUGUGUUGCAGAAGGGGAGUACGAGUGCGGAGCUGGUGGCUAUGCGUGCAUCGAUCCAGCCGCUGAGUGCGUAAACGAUGACGACGUUACCUUCCAGAUUGCUAGCAGUUGCGUCGCCGACAUGAUCGGGGAUGCGUAUUGCGACGAACCUAACAACGUAGAGGAGUGCGGCUGCGAGGCUACCCACUAGACCACCGGGGCGACCGGGUCUGAUACUACAUGUCGUAGAUCGAAUGGUCAGCGUGUUGCGCCUGUGGUGAGCACGGCACUGAUCAUGGUCGUGCUUAAUUAAGCGUUUCGCGCUGCGUCAACCAGCUACUGAUUUCAUAUGCAUCCCUGAACUCAAUGCUGUCCGUUUGGGGUCUCGGUGUCAUCCGAUGGUUCAGUGUUCGACUCAAUGCAUAGAAAGCUUGCGUGUGACAAACAGCAGAAUCCGAGUUGACGAGGCUACGACGGCGGUGACUGCUGUCCUUGCACCUGCGAGGUACGAAAUAUUCGUCUCGACGACGGGGUAGGGGUAGACUGGAUGGAGAAGGAACACCUCAAACCUAAAAAACGCCGCGGUCGGGAGUUCUAAUGUGGUUGGAAGCACUAGUUGGUUCAACUGGUUUAUUGUUCGAAGGAAUGAAGGGAACCACAGCCGUUCCUAGGAUGAUGAUGGUACAAAAGCGUGCUUGCCUGGUGCCAAAAGUCGUGUCCCGCCCACUCGGUUAUUGCUAUUUCUUGGUAAGCAAGCAUUGUCUUUUUGUGGCUUAUCUACCCAUCGUCGUUGAUAUUCUCUUCCGGCGCGUUCUUACAUCACGAUUACCGUGUGAAACGGGGAAGUAUUUUGCAUCCUUGUCGCUGCGCCCUGGCGCUGCGUCCUCCGCCGUUGACUGGAUUGAUUGACCCUGUCAGGACAUCCCCACGUACCCGUGCGGGAGCUUCUCGCGCUUCUCGUGCGUCGACCCCAACGCCCCCUGCGUCAACGACACCGAAGCCCCUACGCCCGUCCCGACUCCGGUGCCGCCGACAAGCCUGACUGCCGCUCCAGUUGUCGUUGCGUCGUCGUCUUCCACCCCGGGGUUCCGCAGAAUGCACGCCGGGGAGAUCGCGGUGACGACGGCCGUUGCCGCCGCCUUUGCGGCCGUACUGGUGGCGUAAGCUCCCUGGGUUUGUGACGCGAGGGUUGGUUUUGGCAAGUGGCUUACAGGGAGUGAAAAAUAACAAACUUUGUGUGGUGCUCGUGGAUGAGAUUUUCUUUGGGCGCUCUUCCUUUGGUUGAAGGCACGCGGCUGUGGCUGGUAAAAUAAUUAUGUAGGAGGCCGUGUUUCCUCCCUGUUCGCCGUCUGAAGAUUCUGACGCCAGGAUGCCCGUUCGAAUCGGCUAGAAGAAGUAGAUAAGAGUAUCAAGCACGCCCUUUCACGAUGAAGAAACGCAAUGUUCCUUCAUGCCAGAGCGUACACGUGUGUAUGCGUGUCGGAAACGACUUGAGUAUCAUCCGCACCUUCAAACGCGGGUAGCUGCUCCCCGUAGGUUUUCACAUUGGCGGCGUUCGUGGUGCCGAGUGCGACGGACCUGCGGUAGUUUUCAUGACACGUUUAGGUUUUAGUUGAUGGUGCGUAGCUGUGGUUGACGGUCCUCUCAAUAGUAUUGAAGCUUCCCGGAAAAAACUUAUAUGGGAUACAAAGACUAGCACUUAUGUUGAGGUCAGAAAUGGCGUUUCUUUGGUUGAAGUUGAGGAGUAAAUCAAAGGAGGGGAUACAGUAGGGGGCCCUCUUUAGUGCCGGUAUGUGUUCAGA
This is a messenger RNA of Ectocarpus sp. CCAP 1310/34, 2032 nucleotides long. The record is from the annotation of a GenBank genome assembly. NCBI's taxonomy places the organism in Eukaryota, Phaeophyceae, Ectocarpales, Ectocarpaceae.